AUGGUAUUCCAGCUACCUGCUUAUGCUGAGGCGCUAGAGCUGGGUGUCACUGGUGUGGAGGCGCUGGGAGUCGAGAGGGGGGGCACUAGUGAGGCGCUGGAUGCAGAUGAGAUGGGCGCCGGUCUGGGUGAGCAGGCUAUUCAUGCAAAGGACUUCACGUGGGAUACUUGUUCUACUGUUUGGGCAAGGGACUUUGCGAGGGAGAUGCGAGUCGUUGACUAG
Messenger RNA from Ilex paraguariensis (yerba mate), 222 nucleotides. The record is from the annotation of a GenBank genome assembly. NCBI's taxonomy places the organism in Eukaryota, Viridiplantae, Streptophyta, Magnoliopsida, Aquifoliales, Aquifoliaceae.